UUCUCCCUCUUCUCCCCCUCGAGGAAAGAAACAAGAACCCAACCCCGAGCAGCGAGUACCAAACGCAGGCACAAUGCAGUGAGCAAUCAAUCAUCCUCCCUCCCUCCCGGCGCCGUAGAGGAAGCAGAAUAAUAAGCAGGAGCGUCCGUCCUUCCGGCGAAGCCACGCGGCCUCCACCGGGCCGGUUUCUUCUCUUGACUAUCGGCGCUCAUGGCAGAGACCGGAGAUGCAAGCAGCGACUGGCUUGCGCGCCUCUCUGGACUCGGUUCAUAUGUUUGCUCCAAGAUGAACUACCACGAGUACUGCAGCCAUGAAUACAACGGCAUCCACAGCGCGCUUCACAGAGUCCUCGAAGAAAAGGAGAAGGUGGAGCAAGAACACAAGGCAAGGCUUCAACUCGUCGCUGCAAAGGAGGAGCUCGUUAAAAGGAAUGAAGAGCAGGAAGCAGAGAUUCAGUCUCUAAAGAGAAAGCUCCAAGCAAGUGAGGCAAGCCAUACGCCGGCACAGGGGAGUGGUCGUGAACAUAACCAGUCUGGAAGGAAGCAGGUGCAAAGAACGUCAGUGCAGAAAAGAAAACGGCAAUCUGAGGGACAAGCUGGUGAAGAUGCUGAGGAUCAUCAGGCUGCGGAAAUUCUGUGUGCUAUGAACAAUCUUGAACAAGGUUUGAGUGCGGAGCUUCGCGAUGUUAGAGAAGAGACUUCAAAUAUCAACGCUGAGCUCAUCAAGGGAUUUCUUGAUAUGGGUGGUGUUGGUAGACAGAAUAUCGCAGUAAAGUACAUGGGGCAGUUGAGUGAGAGGCCAUUCCUACUGGCAUGCCUUCAGAAGUUUCUCCGCAAAGAAGCCGAGGCAGAAGCUUCUCGGCUGUGCAAAUUUUGGCAGGAGCAGCUCAUGAACCCAGAGUGGUAUCCCUUCAAGACUGACACGGUUGGAGGCAUUUCUGAGGGGACUAUUAAUGACGAUGACAUUAAGCUACAAGAGCUGCGGGCUACAUGGGGGGAAGAGUCUUACAAGGCUUUGGUGAAGGCUUUGGUGAAUAGUUUCUUGGAGUUAAAGGAAUGUGGCAAGCUGAGUGACAGAACCAUUGUAGCCCAGCUUUGGAAUUUCGAAGAGGACAGGAAGGCCACUCUCAGUGAGAGUGUUGAGUACGUGUGCAACAAAGUGAAGAGCCUCAGCAAUGAGAAUGUCAGGACCUCGACUCGCGGGAAAAGGGGCCGUUGUGUUGGACGAGCAUGAAGACACUAACGAAAAGAAUAGGGAACUUACUCAGGCCGGCGGUAUCUGGAUACAAAACGUAGAAACACUAACUCAUGGUGAAGAAACUGAAGACUAAAGAACCUGACCUUAGCAAGGAAGGAAACCCCCAAAGACCAUAUCGCAGAGCUAUGGUUUCGAUGUUUUCUUCUAUCCGUUUCAAACUAUCUAGAAUGACCUUGUUCCUUGUGGUACUCGGCAUGUUUUGAAUCUCAUCUCAGCUUCAGUAUUGUGUUAAGCUCGAACUAACUAUGGAUUUUCACAUGAACGGCUGAAUGUCGGUUGCAUAAUAGAUUUCAUCUGCCUUUCA
Molecule: messenger RNA, 1561 nt
Organism: Triticum aestivum (bread wheat)
Lineage: Eukaryota; Viridiplantae; Streptophyta; Magnoliopsida; Poales; Poaceae
Product: factor of DNA methylation 1
Exons: 8
Coding region: 211-1233 (340 amino acids)
Biological process (GO): gene silencing by siRNA-directed DNA methylation
Source: RefSeq, a predicted model, not a curated record